Molecule: messenger RNA, 2264 nt
Organism: Hylaeus volcanicus
Lineage: Eukaryota; Metazoa; Arthropoda; Insecta; Hymenoptera; Colletidae
Product: xenotropic and polytropic retrovirus receptor 1-like
Exons: 14
Coding region: 27-2117 (696 amino acids)
Biological process (GO): cellular response to phosphate starvation; phosphate ion transport
Cellular component (GO): cytoplasm; plasma membrane; Golgi apparatus
Molecular function (GO): inositol hexakisphosphate binding
Source: RefSeq, a predicted model, not a curated record
CUUUGUGAAAUAGAUAAGCUAGGUAUAUGAAGUUUGGCGCUCAACUAACGUUAUAUGCUAUACCCGAGUGGAAGCAUUUGUAUAUAGAAUACAACACAUUAAAUAAAUACUUAUCACGUUAUAAAAAACCUCCAUUUUUCGAAAAUUAUAAUUUACUAAGAUUACCUGGCCAUAAUUUUUUUAGAUCUUCGACAUGUGUGCUACCCUUAACUACAGAUCAUCCAUCAGAAUCAGAGCAUACUAAUGAUUCAAAAAAAGAAAAUAUCAAUUAUAAAUUUCUUGAAAUGUUAGAUCAUGAUUUAAAAAAAGUUAAAACUCAUUUUGAAAGUGAAUUGGAUCAUUUAAAAGAACAAAUUCAAGUGUUUCAGAAAGAACUAGAACACCUCAAGGAAGAAGAAACCGCGAUCAAUCAGGAACAAAAAAUCCAUGAUUAUGUCCCUUUUCAUACUUCCAAAACUACUAAUCUUUUUGAGACGCAACGUUCGUGUAAUGUUCACAAAAAGCGUUUGAAUCGUGUGGCUAUGGGAAUGUAUGAUUAUGCUAAUCGUUUAGAAGAUUUUGUUCAGCUUAAUUCUAUCGCAUUAUACAAAAUUUUAAAAAAAAGAGACAAAAUUUUAAGCCUUCAUCGAGCACCUGAGGAUUUAAAAGAAAGAAAAAAAAUUCUUGUAUCACUUGUCGUUUCUAAAACAAUUCGAGACUCUAUUAUUCUUUUAUACCGCGAAUGCCAUAAUAAAAUGACUUCCAAUGAGUUACAAACCAAUCUGAAUGAUGAGGUACCUUUCAACGUACCAGAAAAAAAUGACCAAGAACUUAAAUUUCACCUACAACAAAUGCUGGCGUCCAAUCAUAAUUCUUUUACUAGUGGAUGGAUAUUUUUUUUUUUGGGCUGUUCUUUCAUAAUUUUAAUUGAUGCUAUCUUUGCAACAACCCUUGGAGCACAGCAUCCAUUGUCUUUUCAACAUAUUUUUAUUACUAUCUUUCCUAUGUUUCGAUUUCUAUUAGCAGUGUGUUUGAUAGUAUGGGGAGCUGCGAUCGCAACAACUGCUUUUGAAUAUUACGGCGUCAAUUACAAGUUUCUUUUGAACAUUUAUCCAAAAUGUCAUUUCACAUUUACCCAUUUGUUAACCUUAGCUAGUCUUUUAACAUUAGCGUGGAUUAGCUUUUUUGCCUUAUUUAUUUUCGAUGUUUAUUUUUCCGAUUCUCCCGAUAAUAAAAGAUAUUGGAUUUAUCCAUUAUACUUGUUAUUAGUCCAAAUUUUCAUUUUUUCUUUUCCUUCUUUAUCUCUACCUUAUUCAUACCGAGUGCAAAUACUUUCUCAUAUAUGGGAAACUUUAAAAGGCGGAUUUCAAUUACGUGGAAAAGUUACACUAACAGAUAAUCUUAUUGGGGAUAUUUUGACAUCAUUACCAAAACCGCUAUUGGAUUUGUGGUAUACAAUCACAUUUUAUUUAACUCUUGCUUUAGGCAAUAAUUACAAAACUUUACCAGUUUAUAAAGAUCCUUCUCUCCCCGUCAUGCUUUUCUUUACAUUUAUUCCUUAUUGGAUACGCUUUAUUCAGUGUUUUAAAAGAUACAUGAAUGAAAAUGGUCCUAGAACCAUUCAUAUUUGGAAUAUGGGGAAAUACCUUUCCUCUAUGGUACUCAUCGUCACUUCACUUAUACAAUGGGAAAAAAUUGGUCUUUCUAUUUACGCUUCACGACUUAUAUUUAUACUGGGAUAUUUAGUUGCUUCGCUCUAUAAUUUAAUAUGGGAUUGUGUUGUUGACUGGGGUCUACUACCAGAUCCAGAUCAUUUUAUUCGACCACAUCUGAGAGUUUUAUACCCUCAAUGGAUAUAUUAUUUCACCACAUUAAUCAAUUUAUUUGGACGUCUUUUAUGGGUUUUGACGCUCAUACCUAUUGGCAUCAUCACGGAUAAACAAAUGAAUAGCGAAAUUUUACUUCUUGUUAUCUCCUCAUUAGAAAUAAUUCGUCGAAGUGUAUGGGUUAUUUUACGCUUGGAAAAUGAACACUUAACAAACUCAUCAAAAUAUCGUGCGAUUCUUUGGAUACCGAAAGUCCAUCACGAGAAUGAAUCACUUGAUUCCAUGCUUCUUUACAAAACUAGUGAAUUUUGAAUCAAGUUUUUUUCAUCUUGAACUGAAACAUGCAUGAAACAGUCUGUCGGUUGAUUUUUUAACAUAUGUAAAUGAACAAUUUUAACUCGUUAUUUUUUAUUAUUUGCAACAAAAAAUUUUGAAAUCUUUACGUGCGUUAAGUAAAAC